Acyrthosiphon pisum (pea aphid) is the source of this 1193-nucleotide messenger RNA. RefSeq lists its product as uncharacterized. NCBI's taxonomy places the organism in Eukaryota, Metazoa, Arthropoda, Insecta, Hemiptera, Aphididae. Bases 496 to 945 code for a protein of 149 amino acids. The transcript has 3 exons. Gene Ontology annotation, cellular component: membrane. The record is from RefSeq and is a predicted model, not a curated record.
UUUUAUGAAAUUGGCUUCUUUAUUAUAUUAUGGUUUUUAAUUUUAGAUCUGUGUAUAAUGUUAAGUUUGAUAAUAUGUAGAAAACCAGGAAGGUACAUCAAUUACAUAUUUGAGUGCAAUGUUUUGAAAAGAAUGAAUUUUAUUUGUAUUUUAUAUUUUUACAUUCCCCCAGGCCACACUUGAAGAUUGAAGUCCACAUAUUACCAAAUUAAUAGCCUCAUAGAAGAAGUGUUAACUCCCCCCCCCCCAAAAAAAAAAAAAUCAUGCCCACAAAGAUAGAAGUAGACAAUUUUUUUGUUUGAUAGUUACCUACAUAGUACAUACAUAAUGUAUAAUAUACUUAUUACUUUUCAGCUUUCAUUGAUUUUGUUUUUUUCAUUGGCAUUGAUUAUUAUUUAGUAGGUACCUGUUACCUUUCCUAUACUGUUAUCAAUAAUGAUUAAUCUGCAUUAACUUAUACUUGUGUAUUUUAUUUAAAUAUAGAUUAGUGGUGUUAUGAUAAUUAGUGCAAUAUUUCAGCUUGGACUUGGAAUAACAAUGAUCAAUAGAGUAACCGAUCAACAAACUAUGGUAAAAAAAGAAAUGAAGUUGAGUUUUUUAAAUUAUGGCAUUCAAUCUGAUGUCACACAACGUUGGAAUUCAUUUCAGUCGGAGUUAUCAUGUUGUGGAUUACAUGGUGGGAAUAGUUACAAAUCAAAACAAUUGCCAAUACCAGAAUCAUGUUAUAAAGAUCAGCGGAACCUUAAAUUGUAUGCUAAAAUAAAUAAUUGUCAUAUGGGUUGUUUUGUUAAAGUGAAAAAACUUGAGGAAAAGUUUUUGGAUCCAGUCAUCAUUCUAACAUUUUUAUGUUCGUUUCUACAAAUGUCAAAUGCUAUUUUGAUUUUGAAUUUGUUAAGACCUAAACCAAACCCAAGAAGAUACCACAUUGCUUAUGGAAGGACAUAAUCUAGCAAAUGAUAAAAAUAAUUUGUUUGUUAAUACUUUGGGAAAUAGAAAGGUUAGAAAUAAAAACAAAAUCCAGCCUCAACACGAUGACGGCACAGUAACACUUUCCGUGUUGCACAAAAUUAUAGAAUGACCCAUAAGACAUAUGCAUAUAAUACAUGUCAAAAUUAUAAAUAGUCAACUAAAAAAAAGGUGGGUAAGUGGAUGUCGUUCUGCUGUACAGUAGGUUAGAAGUGGGUCACUGUAUA